AUGGCUAUCUCUUUCGGUGAUCUCUCCACCCCUGAUGGUCUGAAGCAGCUUGACGAGUACCUCCUCACCCGCAGCUACAUCUCGGGCUUCCAGGCGUCGCGCGAUGACCUCACGGUCUACAGCGCGCUGAAGACGUUCCCAAAGGGCUACACCAACGCGGCGCGGUGGUACACCCACAUCAAGGCGCUGCUCGGUGCUAACUUCGCCGGCCCCGGCGUGGGUGUGGUGAUCGGCGGUGCUGCUCCUGCCGCCGCUGCUCCCACUGCAGCUGUCGCCACUCCUCCCGCUGCCGAGGCCAAGCCCGCUGAGGACGACGACGACGACGAUCUGGAUCUGUUCGGCGAGGCCACGGAGGAGGAGAAGGCCGCGGCGGCCGAGCGUGAGGCGAAGGCGGCCGCUUCGGGCAAGAAGAAGGAGAGUGAGUAUCCGCCUGACCGCCUGCCUAAACUAUGCUACCUGAAUCUCGACAUGGUUUUCCGCCUGUGGCUGUACCGCGGCAAGUCGUCGGUGCUGCUGGACGUGAAGCCGUGGGACGACGAGACGGACAUGGCCAAGCUGGAGGCGGCCGUGCGCAAGGUGCAGAUGGACGGCCUGCUCUGGGGCGCCUCCAAGCUGGUCCCCGUUGGCAGGGCGAGGCUGCUGAGUACAUCCAGAGCUGCGACAUCGUGGCCUUCAACAAGAUCUAAGGAAGGAGGUUUCUAUCAUAAAAAUCGUCACCGACGGCGACUCAGAUGCGACGACAUCGUGCUGUCUAUUCUUCCUCUUCCAAUUAAUAAUGCUUGGAUGCCUUUAUUCUCAAGAGAACAUGCGGAUACUUCAAGCAAGAGGCUUGCCACCUCCGCCACAGUCAAUGUUGCGCUGAAGUGGUGCUAUGAUUGCGGUGCAACUACAACAACAUAUUGCCACAGUGAAGGGCAGACCUGGAGCGCGGCACUCCGAAAAGACUGCCGACAAAUCAGGGCGGACCAGGAAGGACUCCUGGUAGCGAGUCGUGACUCGUUGCUCCGCCUCUCGGUUCCCAUAGACAAGCGAAGCACAGUCAUGGCUCGGUCAAUCAUUUUAGCCGUCACGCUGGUCCUCGCAGCCGUCGUCUGCCUGUCGGCCGUCAGCGUUGACGGCGCUGCACCGCCGACAAAGACGCAGCUGCGCGCCGAGCUGAAGAAGCUAUCGGCGACGAUCACGAAGAAGUACCCCAAAUACGCCAAGUACUCGGCGCAAGUCAACAAGGUCAUCAAUGUUGCAUUGAACUCCAAGUACGAUUUCUCCGCGCUCAAGAACUCCACGCUCCUCCUGAUGAGCGACGCCGUGGCUGACGCGCUAGCGAAGCGCUUCAAGGGCAAGAAGAUCUCCACCGAUACCGCCUACAACCUCACCGCCGUCCAGAUCAUCGCGACCCGUUUCACGCAGACCCAGCUUCAAGCUAUAACGAGGGGCCAGCUGCUCCGGACUCAGCUCAAGGGUUUGAGUCUUGUUAAGAUGUCCCCUAAGGGCCCGAAUAUAAUGCUGGGCCAGGUGGGCAUGGCGCGUCCCACGUGGAGCACUGUGGUUGAGCCUCAAAUGUACGUCGGGCCGUACUUCAUCGCGCAUGGCGUCAACAACCCGCAGUUCCCGAAAGGCACGAAGCUGCCCGCUUGA
This is a messenger RNA of Closterium sp. NIES-65, 1635 nucleotides long. The record is from the annotation of a GenBank genome assembly. Lineage: Eukaryota; Viridiplantae; Streptophyta; Zygnematophyceae; Desmidiales; Closteriaceae.